This is a messenger RNA of Rangifer tarandus platyrhynchus (Svalbard reindeer), 351 nucleotides long. Lineage: Eukaryota; Metazoa; Chordata; Mammalia; Artiodactyla; Cervidae. The record is from the annotation of a GenBank genome assembly.
AUGGCUGGGCAGGGGCUGCUUUCUCCUCCUCUGCUCCACACGGCCUCCCGAGACCGACUCCUCACCCCCCAGCCACCGUCAGUGGUGGCAUCCAGUGGCUUCCGCCGCGGGACAGAGUGUGAAGGUUCCCACGGGAGAAUCCGAGGCGUCGACCGGAAGCUGCACGUCCCGCUCCUACAAACGACCGGAAGCCGCACGUCCCGCUUCUACAAACGCCAUGAUGGCCAGACUCAGGCCUGCGGCUGGGAUCCCAAAGCUAGGGGGUGGAAGGUGCGGCCUCAGGGUAUUCGCAGGAGAAACCUGCUGACAAAGAGUUUCUUUGGCCGCUUUGGGGCGUUCCGAUGGAUGUAG